AUGGGUAACGCCGUGGCAGAAAAUGUGUUGGGGACAGCUGGAACCAUUUUCUGGUGUAUCCAGUUGAUACCCCAGAUUAUCCGAAACUACAAAGUCAAGAAUUGUGAAGGUCUUCCUCCACUCAUGAUGUUCCUCUGGGCUGCCAGUGGGAUACCAUUUGCUAUUUACUUCUUUGCAUCUGACGGUUCGAUUCCUUUACGAAUCCAGCCGCAACUUUUCACAUUGUUCUGUACUGUUUCCUGGGCGCAGACGUUGUACUACCCUCCAUACAAUUUGCCUAGAAGGAGAAUGUGGAUCUACAUCGUAGGUUUUGUCAUAAUUGGCAUAGCUUUGGAAGUGGGUUUCAUCUUGUGGUUGCGCCCUGUGUAUCGUCACGGAACUCACUGGCCAUUGUUGAUAAUCGGUAUUAUCGCUUCAAUACUUUUGGCCGUUGGUUUAGUGCCUCCAUACUUUGAAUUGGCCAAACGUCAAGGUCGUGUUGUAGGCAUCAACUUUGUGUUUUUGUUCAUGGACUCCAUGGGGGCACUCUUGUCGAUGUUGAGUAUCAUCGUAGGCACUUUCGACAUCAUGUCCAUGGUGUUGUAUGCCAUCGUGUUGGCGAUGGAAAUCGGAAUUGCAACUAGCCAUGCCAUCUGGUACUUCAGAAUGGGCAAGAGGAUCAUCAAGGAAGAAAAGGCUGCCGCCAAGUUGCAAGAAGAGUCAAAGGAAUGUCCGUCAGAAAGCGACCCUUCUGAUGAUGUUGUCGUCGAACAGGACGUUAUUUCCACCAAGGAAGAACUUGCAUAG
Scheffersomyces stipitis CBS 6054 is the source of this 786-nucleotide messenger RNA. RefSeq lists its product as uncharacterized. Lineage: Eukaryota; Fungi; Ascomycota; Pichiomycetes; Serinales; Debaryomycetaceae. The transcript has a single exon. Bases 1 to 786 code for a protein of 261 amino acids. The record is from RefSeq and is a predicted model, not a curated record.